AUGUCCCUGCCACCCACCGAAGCGUUCGUCAGGUUACGCCUCCUCAACGGCGGCAGUGGAAAUGCCCGGACCAAAAUAUUUCACAAAGAUGUUGGGGAGGGCGAAGCCUUUAGAUUGUAUAAUUGGGCGUUCCUUAUCUAUGAGCCGCAGAGCCAUCGUCAUGUGCUAUGGGAUGUUGGUCAGUCGAGUGACAAGGCGGACUAUAUCCCGUCGAUUGGAAAGUUAAUUGACACUUUGGGAGUCCUCGGCCCUGGUAAGAGUCUAGGCGAACAACUGCAGGCUCACGGCACACAACCUACGGAUGUGAACACAGUUAUCUUCAGCCAUGCGCAUUUUGACCACUGUCGCCCCAUUGCUAAAACAUUCCCGAAUGCCAUGGGCUAUUUUGGCCCCGGCACCGCGGAUGAAUGUAUGGGGAAACUCGAGCCAUACAAUACUGACCCAAAGAUUGGGCACAAGUUCGACCCGCGCAUCUUUGACCGUAAAAUCUCCAAGGAGAAAUGGGAGGAACUUCAGGGACCUUGGGUAAGAUUUGGUCCAUUUGACAAGGCCAUGGACUUCUUUGGCAACGGGAGUCUUUGGGUUAUCCAAGGCCCCGGGCAUAUGGUGGGAAAUCUGUGUGCCGCAGCUAGACUCGAAGACGGCCACUGGGUUCUCCUAGGCUCGGACUGCAGUCACACCAUGGCACUGGUCGAGGGAAAGCACGAGAUUGCGGAAUUGAUUAGGCCGGACGGGAGCAGAUUCUGCGUACACGAAGACCUCGAUCAAGCGAAAGAGACAAUGCGCAAGAUCCGGGAGCUGAAGCAGCAACACGGCUUUCACAUCGCGCUGGCUCACGAUGCAACCUGGAUGAAAGCCAAGGAACGAGAUCAGGUGCUUUUCAGCCUGCUCGACGAGCAAACCCUGAAGGACGUCGACGCGCACGUACUGUUUGAUGAACCUUUCUGAGUAGGUAACCAGAAUUCAUUCUUAUCCUACCUCGGUUUAGGGAAUGCCUGCGAUGGUG
Exophiala viscosa is the source of this 1006-nucleotide messenger RNA. RefSeq names its product beta-lactamase-like protein. The coding region runs from base 1 to 948 and encodes 315 amino acids. The record is from RefSeq and is a predicted model, not a curated record. NCBI's taxonomy places the organism in Eukaryota, Fungi, Ascomycota, Eurotiomycetes, Chaetothyriales, Herpotrichiellaceae. The transcript is spliced from 4 exons.